Molecule: messenger RNA, 1029 nt
Organism: Notolabrus celidotus (New Zealand spotty)
Lineage: Eukaryota; Metazoa; Chordata; Actinopteri; Labriformes; Labridae
Gene: exosc6
Product: exosome component 6
Exons: 2
Coding region: 73-900 (275 amino acids)
Biological process (GO): U4 snRNA 3'-end processing; nuclear mRNA surveillance; poly(A)-dependent snoRNA 3'-end processing
Cellular component (GO): nuclear exosome (RNase complex); nucleolus; cytoplasmic exosome (RNase complex)
Source: RefSeq, a predicted model, not a curated record
GUGUUUUGUUUCUGGGGAGCACAUUUGACGCCGGACUUGUUCACAUGCGCAUCUAUUUCAUUCUGCUGCACCAUGCCGACUGAUACUAAGCGCGUUCGGGGGCCAGAGUUGUCCCAAAGUCCGUCACUUUUUAUAGGUAAACCGCCGGCGGUUCUCCCGUCACCCGGCCCCGGGAGAGCAGACGGUCGACAGCGGGAUCAGGUGGACGUCCGGCCCGUGUUUGUCCGCUGCGGGCUGGUGAGCCAGGCUAAAGGGUCUGCGUACAUAGAGGCUGGAAACACCAAACUGAUGUGCUGCGUUUACGGCCCCAGAGAAACAGACCGCAAAGAUGAGACGGAUAUGAAAUGUGGAAGGUUGACUACUGACAUGCGUUUCGCCCCAUUUUCCUGCCCAGAGAGGGGUUCCUGGAUUCAAGGGAGCCAAGACAAGGACCUCUCUCUCAUGCUGCAUGAGAGUCUGCAGCCAGCACUGUGCCUCCACAAAUAUCCCCGCUCACAGAUCGAGGUCAACGUGAUGGUUCUUGAGAACAGUGGCUCAGUUCUGGCUCAUGCGGUCACAUGUGCCUCUCUGGCUCUUGCAGAUGCGGGGAUUGAAAUGUACGAUCUGGUGCUAGGUUGUUCUAUUCGCCAGGACGGUGCCUCUUAUGUGGUGGACCCCUCUUACAUGGAGGAAAACAGCUACAGCUCAGUCAGCAGCGAGAACCAGGGCGGUCUGACUGUUGCGUUUCUCCCCAGCUUAAACCAGAUUUCUGGGCUGCAGUCAGACGGAGAAAUGACUGAAGAGACUCUGACAGCAGGGGUUAGAACCUGCAUUGAGGGAUGUUAUAAACUGUACCCUGUCAUCCAGCAAGCCUUGGCCAAAGCUGUGCGCAGGGCUGCACCCCCACCAUCUGAGAGCUGAGAGACACUUUGACUAAUAACUACUUAGUUUAUACUUUCUUUACUUCAAAAUCUCCUGUCCUUAUUCUGACAACAUAACCUUUUUUCAGUUUUCUAUUUUCUCCAUAAAAUAAAAAUUCAUAAGACUGAC